CAUUCGUAUAGUCGUAUACCGUAUACUAUCAUCAUAAAUUUAAAUCCCUAUUGGCUAUUCGUGUCAGUUUUUUAGUACUUCUCUUCAAUUUUUGCCAUCUACGACUUGAGAGAAUUUCGAGUAUGAGUAUAAAUAAACAAAAUGUUACGAAACUUUUUUUUUCUCUCAUUUAUAUUCACGUAUUAUCUUCUAAUUCUGAAUGGUUCCGCAGCAAAUCAAAAUAACUCUGUUGAUUCCACGAGAAUGGCGAAAACCCCUUGUAUUAAAGCUCUGCUACUGAUUGUUGAAGGAUCUGAAGAAAUUGAACUCGUCACUCCGGCGGAUCUUCUACGUAGAGCAGGAAUCAGUGUGUGUAUUGCGGGAUUGGAAGGAAAGGAUUGCGUAAAGUGUAGUCGAGAUAUCAAAAUUUGUCCUGAUGUUGCUUUCUCAGAUGUGAAAAAUGAUGACUAUGAUAUUGUAAUUUUACCUGGCGGACCGGGUCACAAGAAGUUUCGGGAAUCUCAAGAAGUUAAAGAAUUGCUACAAAAGCAACAGAAGAACGACAAGUGGAUAGCUGCGAUUUGUGCUGCACCAACAGCUUUGAAAUCGCACGGAAUCUGUCUAGGACAAACACUUACUUCUUACCCUGGUGUUAAGGAUGAGUUUAAGGAUGGCCAAUGCAAAUAUAGUGAAGAAAAAGUUGUAGUCUCUGGAAAACUCAUCACAAGUCGCAGUCCAGCAACAGCAUUCGAAUUCGCUCUCACAAUAAUUGAAAAAUUGGUCGGAAAAGAUGCCAGAGACAAAGUAGCUGAAGAAACGUAUUAUGUAUAAAAGGAAAACUCAAUCGUUUACGCCAAGUCGCCAAUCCUGAAUCCAGAAUACAAAAAUUAUUUAAAUUUAAUUCGUCUUUAUUGAUUUUUGGUGUCGUGAUGCUAAAGUAUCACCUGGGAAUGAUUAAUUAAGUUAAAUUUGAAUAAAGUUAUCUUGUUUAUCAUUUA
Messenger RNA from Planococcus citri (citrus mealybug), 977 nucleotides. It is a transcript of the gene dj-1beta, whose product is annotated as dj-1beta. The transcript has 6 exons. NCBI's taxonomy places the organism in Eukaryota, Metazoa, Arthropoda, Insecta, Hemiptera, Pseudococcidae. The record is from RefSeq and is a predicted model, not a curated record. Bases 142 to 810 code for a protein of 222 amino acids. Gene Ontology annotation, cellular component: nucleus; mitochondrion; cytoplasm. Gene Ontology annotation, biological process: glyoxal metabolic process; response to oxidative stress; glycolate biosynthetic process.